AUGGCGUAGUGGUCGUCUGAGGCAAGAUCGUUUAUAUGCUUGUGGACUAUUGGACUCCCAGUGCGUCUUGCCGAAGUGGAGUACGGUAUUACAUACCGAGGGGUGUAUACAUCCACGAUGCGUUUUGCGAGAAAGGGGUAACUGUUCGUUUCUAGGCAGUCGUUCUGGGGGACUUUGGUAUAUUUAACACUAUUUUGGGAGGUGGGAAGAGGAAGAAUGAAAGAGGUCUUCCAACGGAGCGAUCUUAAACAUGAACGGUGCCCUUUACAUUUCGUUUUUCCAAGGUCAGCUGGAGUCCGCGCUGGAGCAGGUAGUGCAGCUCUCCGUUCAGGAAAUCACCAACACUGUUGGGGCCACUUUGAAUUCGAUGCUAUUGGAAACGGCCACCAAAGAGCAAGAAAACCAGCGUUUAAGGGCGACCCUUCAGUCUCGUGGAGGGAACGGGACAAGCAAUGCGUCUAAGGGAAAAACAGACACGAACGAUGAAACAAAGCAACACACCCCCAGUCAAAGUCCUGAAUGUGGCGUUCAAUCUGAAACACUCAGGCGAGAACAGAAAGCGCGAGCAGUUGGUCAGUUAAAAUCUGUUAUGGAGCAUGUGCUGGAAUUCGCCGUUUGUGAGCUGACUAAAAUCGUGGAAGACAGCUUUGACGACCUGCUCUCGGAGUUCACCAAGAAGGAGCGGGAGAACCAGAUCUUAAGAAAGCAGUUACAGGACAAGGACCUAGUGGAGGACAGUGAUGCACUUGCUGUGGAAACAGAGGACCGUGAAAACGACUCUGUCUCUCCGAGCAGUUCCAAAGCAGAAAAGAACGAGACGAAAGGCCUGCAGGACCAAUCACCCAAAAAAGAGUGGGAAAGGGGAAAAACGGAAACCACAAAUGAACCAGACAAGCAGACUGUCAUUGCAGUGUCUCAGAACUGGGUGCCCAUCCUGGACAAAGUCUUCGGGCAGAAGUGGUGCAGUGACCUCUGGCAGAUCAAAGAGGUCACCAGCAGUAAAGAGGAGUGCACUGGGCUGAGCUCGGGCUCGGUGACCGACAUGGACAGCUUAAUUCGGGAGACGCUCAUGCCGUCUUGCCUGGCCACUCAGAGGAAGCUGGAGCUUGAGGUGGGCCAGCAGCCCUGGUUGCCACUUGAUGAUAUGGAGGUUGAUUCUCUAACCUCUGAGACUCAAGGCGUUCCUGUCAUCAGCGCCACAGGUGACGACUCUCAAAUCAGAUCCUCGUCAAUGUUGCAAAGACUCCUGACGCUUCCUUCCCAGAUUCUUGAGGAUGACGAUGAGUCCAUGGAUGCCGUUCCCAGUCUGGAAGGGUCUACAGAUCCGGCCGAGUUGCAACUCUGUAAGGGCUCAAAGAGUGACCAGAUGAAUAAGAAAAAGGAAGAAGAGGAGGAUGACGAGGAGGAUGAUGAAGAUGGCGACGAGACGAGGGACAGGACCGAGUCCUUGAAAUCCAAAGGUAGGAGAAAAUCCCAUGCUUGCAAAGAGUGCGGCAGGAAGUUCAGCCGAGCGCAUCUUCUCCGAGCCCACCGACAAACGCACGAGGAGAUGCCCAACCGAUGCCCACAAUGUGGAAAGAGUUUCUCCCAGUCUUCAAGGCUCCAGUCUCACUUACGGACGCACACGGACAAAACGAUAUGAAAGUGCGAAGAUGAAAGAAAUUUAGGAGAAUAGGAAGGGAGGUUUUCCCAGUGAUUGUUGCUUCUGGAAGUGAGUCAUACUUUAAAAUUAAUUUCAAGUACUGAUAAAGGAAAUGCAAGGAAUGUGUAGCCUUUUUGCUAGUUUGAAGGUACACUGAGGUAAUAAGAUGUCCGACAGAAUUUAAGAUGUUUUUACCUCCAUUUAAUUUCUCUAUCUGUAGGGAUUAUUGGAAGAAGCAAAUACCAGUAAUAAUAACAAGCUGUGUACACAGUGUAAAUAUCAAAGUAGGGCUGCAUAGACCAUCACAAUAAGGAUAGAAGCAUUUCCUUUUUCCAUUGGGUGUUUUUUCAUAAUUCCAGUUUUUAAAGAUUCUAAAACUUUGUAAAUAUUUUAAACCUGUUACAUGAAGAUGUUGUGUAAAAGGAAUUUCGCUAGUUAAUAGGCCCGUGCUUUUUACAACAUUCUGAAUGUGAUCAAACGAACCAGAGAUAGCAUAAAAUGUCUCUUGCGAUCGAAUCAACCAGUUUUUCAUAUGUCCUUAACGACUUAGAACUCAACAUGAAAUACCUCUUAUGUUAAGAUGUCAUACUGGAUUUCUACAUAACUAAAGUCUCGACUUGCAUGUCAGAUUCUAGAUGUUUUUUUCAACCUUUUGCCAUGGAUCGAGCCUAGGAUUGACUUGAACUUGUACAAUUGUCGUCGAUUGCAUGACAUGCACAACCAAGGAUAUCUUCAAGAGGCAAGGAGUCUGAGGACGAGAUGGCAAGAAAAUUGCAUUAAAAUGGUUAUUGGAAAAAAACUUGAAGCUCCUAACUCUUCAUAUUCUCAUUUCAUUGACUUUAAAAGAGGAUCUGAUUUUCCUAGUAUCCUCAAAUAGAGUAGCGUCUUCCUUUUGUGUGAAGUGUUCACAUGGCUCAACAUCUAGAACUUGGAGAAAUGGUGAGUUGCCGGUUUUUGAGAUUUGGUUUCCCCAACAUCGGUGGCAUGUAUCUGAAUAUAUAGGCUUUUUUAUUUUUAGGGAAGCCGUUAUCUACCAUUUCCAGAGAGUCUGACGGAUCCUGCACUUACAAUUUUCGCCCUGUAUCGAAGGGAUAUUGGUCCCACAUGUUACGCACAUUCCCACUCUUGACCCUGAAUUUUUACAAUAUCUCUGUCAGUAAUAACCAUGAUGGGGAAAAAAGUACAAGGUGUUACUGUUACUUCUCGGGUCAAUACCUCAUCAAUGGGACCAUAUCUUUCGGGACAUCUGCAAUAUCAGGAGUUAAGGUCCUACUCAAAAAAAGAAGAAAAAAAAAACGUUUACAAAUGGAACGGGACUGGCCAGUUAGCCAGCUUAUUAUUUGAUUGUGCAUUUAAAAAUGUGGCUUAUUUUAUUUUAUUCUACUAAACAUGUCCCAAGGAAGGAAGGUACCAAGAACUUGCGACCCAAAGAUUACAUUGAAAGGGAAAGUCGCGAUUAGGCAGAAGCUUCGAUUGUUAUGCAUAUCUUUCAGUGAAGCAUGGUUCUGUGAUCAGUAGUAAAUCUCCAUCUGAAGGCCAGAGGGCGAUCUCACACUAGGAAAUCCCUAUAGUGUUUGCUGAUUAAACAGAAAAGAAUUAUCUGCUUUCAUUGAUUCAGUGUGACUAAUAAUCACACAACUUCGACAAUAUAUGGUUUAUCUGAGUUCAUCUUAUAAUCAUUUUUAUUAUAAUAAAGUAUAUAAUAAUGCAAUGCUAAUCGACAUAGCUAUUAUCACUGCUUAGAUUACUAUGAAAUAUGUUGUGUGCCUUAUUCUGUGUAAGAAGGCGCAUUAUCUCACAGAAGGAUUUACUUCAAACACUCGACUGACGUUAUGGAGUGAAUGUGGUAUUUUCAUGUGCUUGCAGAUGGAGCUGCAUUUACUACACCGAGCCGUAAAACAGCUUUCAUAAUCGCAGAAUGAUUUCUUUGAUUUUUAUUAUCACGCGAUUAAUCGUCUGCGAUUAUGAACGCAAUUCUACAUAGCUUGUCUGUGAACUAUGGCUCUGUGUAGUAAAAAAAAAAUUACUUCUAAUCACAGAAAAGGCUUUACUGACAAGAUGUGCAUGAAAUUUGCAUACGAUUAAUUGUGCAGCACUAAUACAUGCUCUUAUAAGAUUGUAUUGUUUUUUUUAACAAUUUGGGCCAUUACAUUUUACAUUAUGAAUCUUAAGCUUCUUUCAGAAGUGUUGAGUAUCGUCACUUCAUUAGUAGACUAUAAUGAAGUACUAUGUUUAGUGCCUAGAUUUAACCAUUCAAUAAGCUGAUCUUAUAGGUGUUGCUGAUGAUUGAGAUCCUAAUUCAUUGUUUAGCACCCGGCCUUUGUUUAAAAAAAAAAAAGACCAGAACUCUUUCUUUCUUGUGCUUGGUGCUUUCACCUGAACGGUCAGCUCUAGAUAUUGUACUAGUUCUCGUUAAUCGUUACUGCUAGUCAGAUCUGACUUCAAUGCUAAUAUAACUUGGUAUGGUGGGAGUGAUAUCCGGAAGAGCUAGUUCACCCCAAAAUGAAAACCCUGAGACAUUUCUCAAAUUAUCUUACAGGUUAAGUUAUACAGGUUUGAGGGUGAGUAAAUAAAGAGAGAGUUUUCAUUCUUGACUGCACAAUCCCUUUUAAGGGAUAGUUCAUCCAAAAAUAAAUUGUUGUCAUAAUUUGCUUUGAUAUUUUGAGAUAUAUUGGUAACCAAACCGUUGAUGCUAGUUAUAGACUGCCAAAGUAUGGAGAGAAUGAAAGAUAUCGGAAGUGAACAUUGUUCAAAAUAUGACCUUUUGUGCUCAACAGAAGAAAGAAAAUCAUACAGUUUGGAACAACAUGAGGGUGAAUCAAUAAUGACAGAAUGUUUAUUUUUGGGUCUCUUUGGGGAAAUUUCCGCUCAACAAGGUAUAUUUCCAUUGUUUCUGGGUUACAAUAAGCAAUUUAAAUGAAUAUUGAAGGACUUGAAUUUUGCAUUUGACUUCAUGCCAUGAAACGGCCCCAUGUAUGCCCAGCUAUUUAUGACCAUGAAUUAAAGAACGUCGGCAUGUAAAAUCGCUCUGGUCCACAGAUAUUUAUUCAGUUAGUGCUGGUGAAUGUGUGAUGCAGUCUCUUGUAAAAACGCCAUUGCAGCUUUAUGGAGUGUGUUUGUUUGUGUGUGCGUGUCUGCAGUCACUGACUUUCCUCGAAGUGCAUCAUAACUCAGUUGACCGGCAUUGAUACCCUUCACCUGUUCUUUUAUUUAUUUUUCACUUUUUGUAACCUUUUUUAUGAAGCAAAAUAAACAGCAUCUUUCUGCCAAACAGUCCGAAAGAUGAGCUUUGUGAUGCAGUCCACCAUCCGCCCAGAGAACUGCAUUGUUCUAAUGAACUACUUGAGGAUUUUAGUGUUUUGUUUUGUGUUACGCAUGAUGACUCCUUUUAGUGGUUUUGUUACUUUUUAAGAAUCUGAAUUGUCAUGUAUUGAAAAGUACACUUGUUGUAACAGACCAAUUGGAUCAACUGUUUUCCAUGGAUCAUGGUUAGUAGUUUUCUGUUUUGUUAUGGCAUAGUAGCUCAAAAUGGAUGUGUAGAGUUCAGCAUUUGACCAAUAAAUGCCAAGUAUUACUUUUGUACCAUUUUCUUUUUCUUUCCUUUUUUUUUUUUUUCUAACUCCAAUAUAUAUUUUUGCACUGUUUUACUGUUAUUCCACACAUCCAUACCUCAGUUUUGUUGGUAUUUUGAAAGCAUUGCUCAGUUAAUUACCUCAGGACUCAUUCACAUUGUUUUAGGAUAUUUAUGGUGAAAGUAGACAAAUACGAGAGCUCUGUUAAAUUUCGGUUUACAUUCGGUAACAUUUUUUUGUAUAAAUAAUCCUCUCUAAAUUGGGAGAUAAGUGGUGGGGUGAUUCGUAAAAAUUUGUAUUUAAUGAAUCUUGUUAUUUUACAGUAAAAGCACAUUAUGAUCCAGGUAAUUAUGAACCACAUAUACAGAACAUUAAUACUAAAUCUUUUCCUUUUGAUGUUGCACAAAAUUUGGUCCUUUCUCGAAAUUCAUUAUUAUUGGGAAGUUGUGUUUGAUUUUCUAUUUCUUAAUCUUUUAGAAAUGCCUGUUGUUGUAACCAGCGUUUAAUUUCUUCUACUUUUCCAACAACAACAAAAAAAGGAUUUUACCUAUCACUGAAAUGUCUUUUAAUGUGACUGGAAGUAGUUGUACAUUUAGAAUUAUGGCAAUACAUUAAAAAGGUGGAAUAUUGCAUCAA
This is a messenger RNA of Carassius auratus (goldfish), 5850 nucleotides long. Its product is annotated as homeotic protein spalt-major-like. Gene Ontology annotation, molecular function: RNA polymerase II cis-regulatory region sequence-specific DNA binding; DNA-binding transcription factor activity, RNA polymerase II-specific. The transcript has 4 exons. The record is from RefSeq and is a predicted model, not a curated record. Lineage: Eukaryota; Metazoa; Chordata; Actinopteri; Cypriniformes; Cyprinidae. Bases 251 to 1642 code for a protein of 463 amino acids. Gene Ontology annotation, biological process: regulation of DNA-templated transcription.